UCCCCCGUGGCCGCCCGGCAGCAUGGCGGCGGCCGUGGAGACCCGCAGAGUCUGCGAGACCGCCGGCUGCAGCAGCGAGGCCAAGCUGCAGUGCCCCACCUGCCUCAAGCUGGGCAUCCAGGGCUCCUACUUCUGCUCCCAGGAAUGCUUUAAGGGAAGCUGGGCCACUCACAAGUUAUUACACAAGAAAGCAAAAGAUGAAAAAGCUAAGCGCGAAGUUUCCUCCUGGAGCCUGGAAGGCGAUGUUAACACAAAUCCCUGGUCUGGUUAUCGAUACACUGGGAAACUCAGGCCACACUACCCACUGACACCAACAAGACCUGUGCCAAGUUAUAUUCAGAGACCGGAUUAUGCUGAUCACCCACUAGGAAUGUCUGAAUCAGAACAAGCUUUAAAAGGAACCUCUCAAAUAAAAAUACUGUCAUCUGAGGAUAUAGAAGGGAUGCGAGUAGUGUGUAGGCUUGCUAGAGAAGUGUUGGAUGUUGCUGCCAUGAUGGUGAAACCAGGAGUAACUACUGAAGAAAUUGAUCAUGCUGUCCAUUUAGCUUGUAUUGCAAGGAAUUGUUAUCCUUCCCCUUUGAAUUAUUAUAAUUUCCCCAAGUCGUGUUGUACAUCAGUGAAUGAAGUGAUCUGUCAUGGAAUUCCUGACAGGAGAGCAUUGCAGGAGGGAGAUAUUGUUAAUGUGGAUAUCACUGUCUAUCGCAAUGGCUACCACGGAGAUCUGAACGAGACGUUUUAUGUCGGAGAAGUGGACGAGGGUGCCAGAAGGCUUGUCCAGACAACUUACGAGUGCCUAAUGCAAGCCAUCGAUGCAGUAAAACCUGGUGUUCGGUACAGAGAACUGGGGAACAUAAUUCAGAAACAUGCUCAAGCAAAUGGAUUUUCAGUGGUUCGGAGCUACUGUGGGCAUGGAAUCCAUAAGCUUUUCCAUACGGCUCCUAACGUGCCCCAUUAUGCCAAAAACAAGGCAGUUGGAGUCAUGAAGCCAGGUCACGUAUUUACAAUUGAACCAAUGAUCUGUGAAGGAGGCUGGCAGGACGAGACCUGGCCUGACGGUUGGACUGCGGUGACGAGGGACGGGAAGCGCUCGGCACAGUUUGAACACACACUGCUGGUCACGGACACAGGCUGUGAGAUCCUGACCCGGCGCCUGGACAGCAUUCGCCCCCACUUCAUGACCCAGUGAUAGUCCACACUGAGCAGGUGCAUCAGAAAGAGAAAUAUAUAUAUAUUUUUUGCCCCUGUACUAUGCAUUUUUUAAGAGUACAGAAUAGAAAGAUUUCACCAUUUACUUUGUUCUUGGUGAUUGUAGAUAAGAGGAAUAUCUCGAAGAACCUGACCCAAUGUCUGCAAAAGUAGAGAAGAAUUUAAAGAAUUUCCUGCUUUCCUCCUACCUACAACACUCACACUGUACUUUCCUUUUUUUCUUCAAUUAUCCCUUUAGCAGCUUUCUUCCAAUUAGACCCACAAUUGCUUCUGUUGCUGCCAUAUUAGCUAGAAAAGCAUUGGGUAAACUUUCCCACUGGGACUUGAUAUUUUGGGAUCCGGGUUUUUUCACUAUUUCAGUGUGCCCUGUCACUCUUGGUUUGUGAGUGGCACCUGAGAUUUUAGGCAUUUCUUAUUCCAAAGACUUGCUCUUGCUUCUGCAGAUACUGUUCUGGGCCUUGUUUGUUUAUCAGUUGAGAAGGGGGCAGAAGAAAGAAAUGCACCUACAAGAGCAGGCUACCUUUAAUUCUGCCCCCAUCUCUCUGCUGGUGGCUUCUGUGGUGAUUGCCACUGUGGAUGGCACGCUGUGUUAAUGGCAGGACUUGUUUCUCUUGCUGGAGAUUUGAUAGGAUGGGAAGUUAACAAAGUCUGUCUUAUAUGUAGCUCCCUGGAAUAAGCUGCUUUUUCGUGAAGCAGUACUUGCUGGCAGCCUCCUGCACCAAAAGCUUGGUGAAGCUGAUGUAUCAGACUUGCCUAGGUAAAGGAAUGAAACAAGAACCAAAAACAUCCCAUGAUUCAUGGGAUCCCUACGUGUGUUAACUGUGGGGCAUUUUUUAGAAGUACAUCCACAGUAGCUGUGGGGGAUUGGAUUUGCAAAACUUACAGUGAAGUAUCUCAAAACAAGUCUGAGUGUGUGAAAAGGAAACAUAUUCAACAUUGUAUUCAUUUUCUUUUGGUAAUUUUUAAACGGGUCAUUCCCUCUUGGUUGAAUGAGUUUAAGGCUUUUGGAAAGUCUUAGGGGGGCAGCUAUGAAAACUGGGUUUUUUUCCUCAGACCGGGUAUAGAGUGGGCAAUGUUGGUAUAUAUUCCCCUUUAUAUUUUGUUAAUGGGUCAUGGUGAGCUGGAAAUGGUUAUGUUAAGGAGUGUGGAUUGAUUAAGCCUCUUUUCUCUCUACCCUUUCUUUUUCCAUGCCCAUUUCUCUUCCAUCAUCUUUGGUGUCUCUGCUGAGGGAAUUUAUUUUUUCUUCUGGAUUGUAAUGAAAAAUUUUUCAGACCCCAUUGUAGACUUUGUCUUACACCACUCUAAACGCAAGAAAUACUUAAACCAACACAGGCAUUAAAUCAUACAAUCAUGGGCAUAGAAUACACCUCUUACAAAACGUCUGGUGAAUUUGUUGCCACAGAUCCAAGAACAUGAAGUGCUGCAUACCCUUGGCUCCCUUUGGCACUGCAGAUUUAGGUGGGGGCAAAGAAUUAGUGCUUCGCAGAACUGGACUCAUCUACUCCCAAAUUUGCCAGAAAAUGUGUUCUCUGCCCUGAGUGCCUCAGACCUCUGUUGCUGUAACAUCACUGCGAUGUUCUCAUUACCUUUAUUCUUGUUUUAAUUAUGCAGUAAAGAGACCUGAAACGAUGCACAGAGAGUGCGUGUGCGUGCGUAUGCGUGUGUGUGUGUGUAUAGAGAUUUUUAGCAAAACCGACUGUAGUACUUGAGUGGGAUUACCUGUGCUGAAUGGGCUGUGUUGAGGAGAUGCCUGUCCUGGAGGUUUGCCCACCAUAUCCUUCACUUGAAUGGUUACAAUGGUCUUGCCUUUUCUAUGUGUGAGUGUGUAUGAUGCGGGGGGUGGGGGGCUUCAUUUUUGGUCUAUAAAAUAAAAGUUGCAGCUGCUUUUAACAGAAAUAACCUUUUAUUGGUCUUGUAAUCCAAACCCAGACAUAGAAUCUUCAAUUACAUCCAGGUUUACUUGCAGUAGUGCAAGCCCCAGUGGUAGAUGCAUGCACCCAGUUAAACCCACCCAUGUGCCAUUUAGAUACCUCUUCAUUGUUGCACUGAUACAACCAAAUUUAGCACAUUUUUAAUGCAGGUAAUCUAUGAUGCCGUGCAUUUCUGCCUACAAAUUGAAAUCACAGCAUAACUGCUUAGAGUGAGUUCAUACUACUGCAGUAUUUCUAAAUGAGUGGAAAGCUUAGUUAGCAUCUACACCAGAUCUUUCAACAUGAGUGAGCACAUCAGCCUUGAGAACAAAACUUAUAAAAAUAUUGAGAAAAGCUAUUUUUUCACCUAUCUAGCUGUGUCUUUGCUUGAACUUGAUGUACUAAACUUGUGCUGACUGGAUUGUGGAAAUUAACUAUUUUUGAUUUUUACAUAAGUUGUUGUCCACUUAAAUAAAAGAUCCCAACUUAAAUCUACUUUUUAAUGAUAGUUUUAGCAAUUGUAUACACUUUUACCAAAAACACAAUCCUGCAAUUAAUUCCAAAUCAAUCUCUUAAUGUAUUUUCCCUUUACUGUUGUGUAAGUCCGUGUGGAAAUUCUUCAUGCUAUUUCUUCAGCUUGAAUAUUAAAGGAAAGAAGGUUUGGUAGAUAAUGCUGAGUAAGAGUUACAGCAGGAGGAGAGUGGCCAGCCUGCAUGUUUUAUAUGACAGCCAGCAGAGUACAUGCACAUUUCAUGCACAGUGAUUUGGUGGAAAAUUUUUGUCCACUGAAGUUCUUACCAUUGUCAGGAUGGUGCAGUUCAAUACAGCACCUUCAUCGCCAAAAAUCAGGUAGAAGCUCUCAUUUUUUGAGUCCCUUUAUUUGCUGAACAGCUUCAAAAAACCCUAUUUCAAACAUGCUCCAUUCAAUCGAAAGCUUUGCAGGACAAAGUAGUGGCUGGGUCAUCAAUUCCUGAGCCUGGAAAGAAGCUGCAAGUCUUUGACCCAAGUGCUCUGGUAUCACUACAUUUCUUUGUUGUUGGUAUUACAGACUGGCUUCCUGCAAACACUCUGAGAUGCAGAGUCUCUGAAGUAAUAAGGUAAUGCAGAAAAGAUUGUGUGGUCUUGAUCUAGUCUGUGCAGCAUAGAGGAACAGCUGUUCCAGUGGAAGUAUUUCAAAUCUGUCAGAUCCAGCUGGGGGGUGGUUUGCCAGGUUAGCUAGUAUUGUAUCGAUACCAUCUUGUAAUUAUGGAGUACUCUCAUUGGAACAGCUUAACGGCAAGUUUUCUACUGGAUUUUCUGAUGUUCAGCCAGCCAUCCUGGAGCUACAAGGUACUGAGAAUCACUUGGUUGCUGGGCUAAAGGGCUCACUUUCUUGGUACACAUUCAGUUUUUAUUUCCUCCUAAUGCUCAAAAUUGAAUUUUUAACACAUUCACAUUUAUUCUUUACUGUCGGAAAUGACAUAGAAAUGCAGUACCUCCGUUAUUUUCAGAAUGCUCUGGGAGAUAUUUUUUAAUGAGAGAUGGAAAAGAUGUAAUUGUCCCAGUUGUAUAGCAGUGGCUUAGAGUAAUUGGUGGUGGUGAGAGGGAAUAUCUUUAAUAAGAUUACUGUUUGCAUUCACUAUUUUCUGUUAGAAGUUGUUUUGACCAGGGUUCUUUGAAACAUGAAACUUCUCACCUAA
This is a messenger RNA of Sturnus vulgaris (Common starling), 4795 nucleotides long. RefSeq names its product methionyl aminopeptidase 1 (gene METAP1). Gene Ontology annotation, molecular function: metalloaminopeptidase activity. The record is from RefSeq and is a predicted model, not a curated record. Gene Ontology annotation, biological process: proteolysis. Gene Ontology annotation, cellular component: cytosol. Lineage: Eukaryota; Metazoa; Chordata; Aves; Passeriformes; Sturnidae.